This is a messenger RNA of Labeo rohita (rohu), 1046 nucleotides long. The record is from the annotation of a RefSeq genome assembly. Lineage: Eukaryota; Metazoa; Chordata; Actinopteri; Cypriniformes; Cyprinidae.
AUGAACCCAUACGUACUUGCAAUCCUACUAUCCAGUCUAGGACUAGGAACCACCCUGACCUUUGCCAGCUCCCACUGACUACUAGCCUGAAUAGGGUUAGAAAUCAAUACCCUAGCAAUCACCCCACUAAUAGCACAACACCACCACCCACGUGCAGUAGAAGCAACCACAAAAUACUUUCUAACCCAAGCUACAGCAGCAGCAAUAAUCCUAUUCGCAAGCACAACAAACGCCUGAAUAACAGGGGAAUGAAGCAUCAACGACCUAACCAACCCCAUCGCUAGCACAAUAUUCAUAACUGCUUUAGCCCUAAAAAUCGGACUAGCACCAAUACACUUCUGACUACCAGAAGUCCUACAAGGACUAGACCUCACAACAGGUUUAAUUCUCUCUACCUGACAAAAACUUGCCCCAUUCGCAUUAAUCAUUCAAACAGCCCAAACCAUCGACCCAACAUUACUAACCCUACUGGGAGCCACUUCCACACUAGUAGGCGGAUGAGGAGGACUAAACCAAACCCAACUACGAAAAAUCUUAGCCUACUCCUCAAUCGCACAUAUAGGGUGAAUAAUCAUUGUCAUCCAAUACGCCCCACAACUUACAUUAAUUGCACUAGGAACAUAUAUCAUUAUAACAUCCGCGGCAUUCCUCACCCUCAAAACAUCAUUCACCACUAAAAUCAACACACUCGCAACAACCUGAUCAAAAAACCCAAUUCUAACAUCAGCCACCGCCCUAGCACUACUAUCACUAGGAGGCCUCCCCCCACUCACAGGAUUCAUGCCAAAAUGACUAAUCCUACAAGAACUAACAAAACAAGACCUCCCAAUCAUCGCAACAGUCAUAGCCCUCGCCGCCCUAAUCAGCCUAUACUUCUACCUACGCCUAUGUUAUGCAAUAACACUAACCAUCUCCCCCAACACAACCAACUCAACCACCCCAUGACGAAUCCAAACCACCCAAACUCUCCUACCAUUGGCCCUAUUUACCACAACUGCCCUAGGACUACUACCAAUAACCCCAACUAUUAUAAUACUAACCACCUA